AUGGCGGCAUAUCAGCAUGAGCUACGUCAGCAGGAUGAGGUUGCGGAGAAGGUGUUACGGCGGGCACAAGUGUCCAAGAUGACUAGAGCCCUACAAGAUCGUCUUGCAUUGGCAAACGUCAAGAUACAGAAUGGCUGGGAGAAUAUGAGUCUAGACGCCAUUGAACCACAACUAGAGCAACGGAUGAGAAUGAAGAGACCAGCAUCCAGUAAUGAUACCAUAUCCGAUACAGCGUCGACCACAUCAAGCAAACUACAGUCAAGUCUUGCAUCGUCACCCCUCACGGCCCCCAUGUUCUCGGACGACUUCCCACGAUCUGGCAGCCUAUACAGCAACAAGAAGUCACGACCAUCCGCAGCCACUGUCCAGCGUACUGCCACCUCUGGACCAGCAACAAGAAGCCGAAGGCCACGAGUGGCCACCCGCGCAGCAUCCUGGAAGAGCCAACAUAGUCUGCCGGAAUCAUCUCCAAUCAACCACUCCAAGCAUGCUCGAUUUGCCUCAAACACCAUCUCCCAUCUCUCCUUCAUCUCCGAAGGUUCCACGAUCCCCGACAGCCCACCCUCGCCGGUCCACAGCGAAGACGAUGAUACCGAUCUCCCCGUCACAUCCUUCAGCAUCAACGCAUCCACCAAAAUCACAUCCUCGCCCCCACAAACACCACCACCCGACCGCCGCAUGCGAAAAGCACAUAACGUGUCCUGGUCGCGCACCCCUAAGAAUGGUGACGACGGCGCAGACCUACUAAUGUUCCUCGCUACCUCGCCCUCUCCGGCCAAGCAGGCAUUUGCUCCCACGGUUGUCGCACCGCCUUCCACACCACCUUGCAAAGCUACACCGCUCCCAUCCUCACACAUGACGCCUGGUACUAGUGGCAUGGGCUUCAUGGGUUUCGGGCCUGUCACACCAGGAACAGCGAACUUCAACUUCGCGGACUUCGUCAAUGUCACACCCAGUCCUGCGCAAGGCCCUUGGCAACGGACUCCUGUUGCUGGCAGGACACCGGCGGCGGCGAGGGAGGCGAGGAGGAGACUCAAUUUCGAUUCGCUGCAUCCACCGUCCACUGCGGCGGGCAGCAGUCCCAAAAUGACGAGAAGUGUGAAGAGUGAAGGGCUGGGGAUGGAGUGGGGCGGAGCACUGGGUUCGUGA
Messenger RNA from Recurvomyces mirabilis, 1149 nucleotides. RefSeq lists its product as uncharacterized. The coding region runs from base 1 to 1149 and encodes 382 amino acids. The transcript has 2 exons. The record is from RefSeq and is a predicted model, not a curated record. Lineage: Eukaryota; Fungi; Ascomycota; Dothideomycetes; Mycosphaerellales; Teratosphaeriaceae.